AUGUCGAGCCUCGCCGAUGAGCUUCUCGCUGACAUUGACGAGGCCGCCCCUGUGCCUAGUGCAGAGGGACCCGGAGAGGCAGAGCCACCAAUGUCUUCUAUGGCAGAUGAGCUCAUGCGCGACGAAGAGGCCAACGCCCCCAAUGCCUCGAGCGACAACGUGCAUCCCGAGGCGGGCGCUGAGGCCUCGUCCGCGCCCUACAGCGCAUCUCUUCAGGCCCUGAUCGCAUCUAUCGACGAGAAAGGAAAGCAGUCUUUGCCUCCCGUAGCCUCCGUGCUCGAAGGCAGCGACGAAUACGAGCUGAUCGUGCGCGCCAACAACAUGGCUGUGGAGGUCGACGAAGAGAUCCUCGUGCAGCAUAGACAUAUUCGUGAGCUGUACGCUCCCCGCUUUCCGGAGCUUGAAACGCUCGUACUCAACCCGUGGGAGUUUAUUCGCGCGGUACGUGCCCUAGGGAACGAUGCCGAGCUGCACUGCAUAGGUCUCGAAGGCCUUGUCCCAGCAGGUACGAUUGUGGUCAUUAGCAUGACGGCGUCGACGACCACCGGCCGGCCACUGCCAGCCAAUGAAUGGCGCCGCGUUGAGGAGGCCUGUGACAGGGUCCAGCAGUUGGAGGAGGCCCGCCAUCGGAUUCUCUCGUACGUCGAAUCGCGUAUGUCGCUUCUGGCGCCCAACCUCUCCGCGCUCAUCGGCACCCGUAUCGCAACGAGGCUCCUCGGUGUGGCUGGAGGCCUAGCCGCCUUUACCAAGAUCCCGUCGUGCAAUGUGCAUCUACUGGGCGCCUCGCAGAAAAUGUCAAUGGGCUUAUCGACAGCGCACGGCGACUCGACGCGUUUUUCAGGCUUUCUUGCGCAAUGCGACCUCGUGGCGCAGACGCCUGACGACUACAAGAUGCAGGCGCUCCGCAUGGUCAGUGCCAAGGCCUCACUUGCGGCACGCAUGGACAUGGGCCGCGCGAGCGGCUCGCAGCACGGCGAGUAUGGUGCCCGCCUGUAUGAGGAGAUCUCGCGUAAGAUUGAGAAGCUGCUGGAGCCGCCGCCGCAAAAACUGGUCAAGGCCCUUCCUGUACCAAAUGAGGGUGGUCGCAAGCAGCGCCGUGGUGGACGGCGAGCACGCAAGUUCCGCGAGAUGCACGGACUAACGGAACUGCACAAGAUGCAGAACCGCGUCGAGUUUGGUAAGGAAGAAGAGGAGGCGGGUGCCUUUGACGAGACUAUGGGCCUUGGGAUGGCCGGCUCCAAGGCGAGCGGCAAGGUGCGGGCCGUCAGCGCGAGUGCAACAAAGAGCCGUAUUUCGAAAGCGAACAAAGAGCGACUCGCGCGGCUGAAUCGGCCGACACUUGCCUUGCAGAGCACGGCGCCUGGCAGCUCGACGACGGCCGGCACAGCAUCUUCGCUGUCAUUCACACCUGUGCAGGGCAUUGAGCUCAUCGACCCAUCGCGGCAGAAAAAGGUGGACGAGGCCAACUCGAAGUGGUUCCGCGAGGGCCAAUUCUCGCUUGUACCCAACUCGCAACAUACCCCCACGAAUAUGCCGCCUCCGCGGCUGCCUACUCGAACACCGUAG
Messenger RNA from Malassezia sympodialis ATCC 42132, 1566 nucleotides. It is a transcript of the gene PRP31, whose product is annotated as U4/U6-U5 snRNP complex subunit PRP31. Gene Ontology annotation, biological process: mRNA splicing, via spliceosome; spliceosomal tri-snRNP complex assembly. The record is from RefSeq and is a predicted model, not a curated record. NCBI's taxonomy places the organism in Eukaryota, Fungi, Basidiomycota, Malasseziomycetes, Malasseziales, Malasseziaceae. Gene Ontology annotation, cellular component: U4/U6 x U5 tri-snRNP complex; U4 snRNP; precatalytic spliceosome.